Peronospora matthiolae is the source of this 276-nucleotide messenger RNA. NCBI's taxonomy places the organism in Eukaryota, Oomycota, Peronosporomycetes, Peronosporales, Peronosporaceae. The record is from the annotation of a GenBank genome assembly.
AUGAGCCCAAAAAAGCGCGAUGCCGGUGCAGAUUACCAAGCUGGACCUGUGGUGGUAACUUACGGUUCCAACAAGACCGACAACCAUCACUUAGAAGAAAAGUCGGCAGCGUCCGUAAGGGCGAUGGAUCAGAUGCUGGCUAUGCUCGGGGACCUAUCCGAUCGGAUGAAUCGAAUGGAGUUCGCCCGGACGGAACAAGCCAGCAAGGACCAAAAGGGGUCACCGGAGUCAAUUUUCGGCUCGGUGUUGGGAGUGGGAGCGGGGAUGAGCCUUUAG